AUGAAGGAAGAAGAUUGUUUUUCAGAUUCAAAUAAUCCAAGUUGUAAUGUAGAACGAAAAAGGAUAGUAGCACCUAGAACAUCAGACGAAGAGGCGUUAUUUUUAGCACAAAAAUACUAUAAUCAUUGGCCUUUGUUAGAAGCAAAAUUAGCUUAUAACAUUGAAGAUGGUCGUAAUAAACGUUUAAUGUUACUAGAAAAGAUAGCUGAAGAUUUAUCAACAAAAUUUGGUGUUGCUGUCAGAGAUAGAAGGUAUUGUGAACAAAAACUUCGUGAUAUGAAAAAAGAAGCCAGAAGAAGUUUGUAUGCUCAUAGUCAACAACAACGGAAGUUUUCAAACCAAUUUGGUUUUAACGAAAAAUAUGCUUUAAAUUGUAAUGAGGGUCUUCGUAAAGAACCAAAUAAAGCUAUAAAGUUGAUCAUAGAAGCACUUCAAAGUAAAGAUCUUUUUAAAGAAGGUAGUGAAGGAAAAAACACACUUAAUUCCUCUAAAAGGCUUGAUGAUAAAAGCAUUGGUAUAACACGAGCAGGUGAUGAAGACAUACACUCUGAUGAAAUGGAAUUUUUGGAGGAGGAUACUAAUUCUAAUACUAAUUAUAAAGAGAAAAUUAUACCAGAAAAUGUUCAGUUACCUUUAUUUUCUCAAGCACCACCAACUUUUCAAAAGCAGAUACCAAAUAAUUUACCUAACAUAACUUCUUCUAAUAUUAGUAAUAGAAUGGAGAACCAUGGUAAUUCAUUUAAAAUAUUAUCAGCACCAUUUUCAAUGUUACCAGUUUCCUUAUUUUCACCACCUGAUAAUAAUAAUAUUAAUAAAAAUGACACAUCGCCGGUUUUAUUUGAAAAUAUAGCAGCUAAUCUCCUUCAAUUACAAAAUAAUGUUGUUUUAGGGAAUGUUCUUGGAAUUUCUGAAGAUAAUGGACAACAAAAAAAUGAAUUAGAUAUGAAAAUUCAAAAAGAUUUUAAUUGUAUACGAAAUAAUAAAAUUGAUAAAGGUAAGAAAGAACGAAAAGUUCGUGGAAGUAAUCAAAUAUGGAGAUGUGUUAAAAAAUUUGAUACAACUGAUGAUUAUGAAAAAUGGUUAUCAGGAGAAAUAAGUCAUUGGUAUCGUAAUAAAAGAAUCCAAUUAACUAAUGGUUAUCAACAUUUAUUUUACUGUAGAUAUAGUCAAAAGGCUGGUUAUCAACAAUGCCGUAGUCAAAUGAGAGCUAAUUAUAAUAAGGAAACUAUGCAAAUAUCAGUUGAGGUUAAUGAUAAACCUCAUCUUCAUGAAUUAUUAAAAGAUGAAAAUAAUCCAAGAAAAGUAACAGGAAAUGAAUCAAAUUAUAAUAGAGCAUCAUCUAUAUAUAAUUCAUCUCUUCCUAUUCCGAUUGUAACAACAUCAUCAUCACUUCCUUCAACACCAAACUCUAUACAGGGACUUUUAUCAAUUAAUUUAGGUGAUAUAAAAGAAAAUACAUCUAGUUUAUCUUUGGUUAAUGAUAGUAAUAACAAUAAUGUUAAUUGUAAUACAGCAACAACAACAUCCUCUAUUUCUAAUACAUCAGCUUUUACUGGUGAUGGUACAAGAAGUCAUCUAUCUACACCAAGUAGUAAUAAUAAUGGGAGCGAUUUUACAAAAGAAAAUCAAGAAAAAAAAAGAAUUCUUAAAAGAAAACAUCAAUCGGGUUAUCGUAAUCCCCUCGUUAAUAGGGUAUUUAUAACUGAGGAAAUAGAAAAAAAUAGAGAGAUAAAAAAAUUUUAUCAAGAAUUAAAUUCACAAUUAGGAACAGUAACUGAAGCUUUUCUAAAUUUCUUAUCUUUAGGAUGCCAAUUUUUUGAAUCUCAUCUUGAAAAAGAUCAAAAGUUAGAAGGAAGUAAUAGUGUUAUAAUAAAAAAGAAGAUACUUAAUAACACUCAAUGA
Molecule: messenger RNA, 1902 nt
Organism: Strongyloides ratti
Lineage: Eukaryota; Metazoa; Nematoda; Chromadorea; Rhabditida; Strongyloididae
Exons: 3
Coding region: 1-1902 (633 amino acids)
Source: RefSeq, a predicted model, not a curated record